CUAAAACACAUUGAUCUGUGAUAUAAAUAUUUGUUUAUCAUCAUAGAACACGUAUUCGUAUUCAGUUAACCUAAACUUAAAACAAGAAGAAAUAUAUGUGAUUAUUCGAAUACGUUAUUUUCAUUUUGGAUAUCGAAUAUAAACAUUCUAAAUGAUAGAUCUCAAUUCAGUUUUUGUUUUGGCAGAAACAUUGGCCACUGAAGUGAAUAACAUCAACAGUGAGAAGGAGACCAUAGAGUUGUUCAUUAUAUAUGGAUGUUUUGGGGUAGUCUUAUUUUAUGGAGUGUCUAAAUAUUUGGAUGUAAAACCAGAGACUGUUAGGACCAUAAACAACAAUUACUUCUUCUAGUAACAAGAAUGGCAGCACCACCACAUCAUUUUAUGCAAAAUUUAAGUAACCCUCAACAAUCAGGUAUGAGGAGUUCUUUCGGACCUUCACCAAUGCAGACGCAAAUGGCACCUGGAGGUAUGCAAAAUGCAAUGCCUAGUCAAAUUCCCAUGUCGAAUCCAAUGGGAAGUCCUAUGGUACCCCAAAUGGCCAAUCCAAUGAAUGGUGCAAUGGGAAAUCAAAUGAAUCCUAACAUAAGUGGGGGCUCUCCAAUGUUGAGUCAAAUGAAUCAACAUUAUAGCAUGAAUAGUCCAAUGAGUACCAGUCAGAUGACUCCUCAUCAAGCUCCAACACAAAUGCCUAUGCAGCAGAGACCAAUGGAGUUUCCACCAGCCUUGAACCAUCAUGAGAUUCCCCAACAACCUCCAGGCGUAGCUCCAACACCUCCUUCCGUUCCUGUUCAACAACAACAGCAGCAGCAGUCCAAGGAAUUCAAUACUGCUUCUCUUUGUAGGUUGGGACAGGAAACAGUACAAGACAUAAUUAGCAGAACAUUGGAGGUUUUUCAAACUCUCAAGCAAAUUCAGCCUCCCAAUGGCACUCCACAAUCUACUAGUACCAGCAAUGAAAAAAAGGCCAAAGUGCAAGAACUUUUGCGUACCAUAAGAGUUCUAUUCAAAAGGCUUCGAUUGAUAUAUGAAAAGUGCAAUGAAAACUGCCAGCUUCAAGGGAUGGAGUACACACAUAUUGAAAGUUUGAUUCCUUUCAAAGAUGAAAUCGACCCAAAACAUGAUGAAAAGAAGAAUUCUGAGGCAUAUAGGUUAGCAUGUGAAGAAAGCAAAGAGGUUAUGGAACAAGUUGUUUUGAAAAAUAAGCAAUUGAAAGAAGUUAUUGAUCAUUUGCGUAGGAUUAUUUGGGAGAUCAAUACAAUGUUGACAAUGAGAAAGUCCUAACUAGUUCUUUAGUUAUGAUAUGUAGGCUUUCACGGCCGGUGUGUAACAAAUUUUCCGAUAUUUUUGGGUUUAUUAGCCGUGGUAUGCAGAUUUUCAUACCUGACGUGUUGUUUGCUACUGCGGCAGACAUUAUGUAGCAAUGGUCGAAGUGAUCUACCUUGCUGCGAUGAGUAAAUUGAAAAUGGCCCUGGUGCGUUUGUACUUAUUAUGGGACUAGGGGUCGGACGAUCAACUGCUCUUGUACCUGAUUGGUCUGACCCUUUGAUUAUUGGGAGAAUCGUUGUGUUAUGAAGUGCCUGUAUCCACGUCUUGUACUCUCUGGUUUUAUCAUGAGUUUGCAUGCUUUUGUAGGCAAUGUUAUGGCUCCCUGAGAGACAGUAUGUUGUGCAACUGCCGAUUUAUCUGUUUGGACAUAGCGACAACCUCUUUUAUGUCAAUCAAUCGCGUUUUAAAGCAUUUUUUCGUGGUUCUGAUGUAGAACGAACAACUACACUGUAUUCGGUAUUCCUGGGGUAUUUUUUGGAUCGCUGGGGUCUUUUGCUGACCUGAGACUAUUCUCUAUCGUUUUCGUGGGAUUGUAAAUGGUCCUAACCUCAUGUUUUUCUUCAUGGCCGUUCGCUCCAGUAUCACUGUCAAGUGUUUCUAUAUGGGUCAUAAGGCUCGGUUAAUUUUGGCCUCGUUAUAUGUUAGCUAGAAACACAUUUCUUCUUGUAGCCCUUCUGGUUCGCUGAUAUGUCUUGCCCUCUCUAGCAGAUUCUUAAUAACCCCUCUUUUCUGUCACAGAUGAUGAUUGAAGUGCUUGGUCUAGUAUCAGGCCGUAUGGGUUGAUUUUCUGUAUAGUUCAUGCCCCAGUCUGCCACUCUGCCAUCUUUUCACUAAUGCAUCCAGAAAAGCGAUUCUUCCUUCCUCUUCUUUCUUCAUUGUAAACUGGAUUUUUCGGGUUCUAAGAAUUCAAAUAUCCUAGAAAUUUUGCCAAUUCCUCUUCCCCGUGACUCCAAACCAAGAAGGUAUCAUCAACAUAUUGCAGCUAGCAGGAAGAUCGGACCGGCGAAUGUUCUAGCGUUCGUCGUUAUAAUUGUUUCAUGUAGAAGUUGACAACUAUUGGAAUUAGUGGACUUCCAAUUGCAACUCCUUCUUUUUGCUCAUAGAAUUUUCUAUCCCACUGGAAAUAUUUUGAUGAUAAGCAAUGUUCAAAUAAGGUGGGGUGAUCUCUGGAGAAAAGAAUCCGCUGAUGAGUUCCAAUGUUUCACUAACCUGAACUAUUGUGAAUAGAGAUGCAUGAAAACUCACAGUUUGUGCAUCACAGCAAGGUAGAUCACUUCUAUUCUGUCUAUCGCAGAAGCGGACGAAACGUCAGGGAUACAGACCGCUAAUAAAGCCGGAAAGAUCCAAACAAUUUGUUAGUUCUUUAGUAUAUCAAAUUAUUGCAGUUGUUUCAUUGGUGUUUAAAAAAAAAUAUCAUUUUUAUUAAUUCCAUUACUAAGGUUAGUAAGGUUUGUUUUGCGUAUUUAAGAUGAUGAUUAAUUCUUUUUAUGUGUUUGUUAUAUGUAUGAUGAUAUGUAUAUGAAUUUUUUCUGGGUUUAUUAAAUAUUAUUCAUUAUUCAGUUAGUGAA
Molecule: messenger RNA, 2894 nt
Organism: Leptinotarsa decemlineata (Colorado potato beetle)
Lineage: Eukaryota; Metazoa; Arthropoda; Insecta; Coleoptera; Chrysomelidae
Product: mediator of RNA polymerase II transcription subunit 30-like
Source: RefSeq, a predicted model, not a curated record